UCGCACAGCGCCGUCGUGUAUAAAUAUGCAAAAACGACAACACAAUUCUCCAACUGCUGCGGAGAUUCGAGAGACAUCGUUUUGUUUACAAACAGUAACUCCUCAGCAUGCAAACUUUUACAACUCUCGUAUUCUGCUUGGGCCUGGCCUUGGCGUAUGGUUCUCCCACUGGUCGAGUUCCCUGCAGUGAUCUUACUGGAACAUGGAGGAACCAGUUAGGUUCGAAUAUGACUGUGACCCGUAUUGGGAACUCGCAUAAGUUCACUGGACGCUACAACACCUCAGUAGAAAGUACUGCUGGAGCUUCCACUAUUUCUUCCGACAUUUCCGGUCAAGUACAGCCUGUAGCAGGUGGAAGUCUUGUAGCAUUUAAUGUUCUUUGGAACCAUGGCGCUUCUUUAACCGCUUGGGUUGGUCAGUGCCUCGUGUGCGAUGGCCAAGAAAAACUGUACACCACUUGGGUCCUACGAUCUGUUCAAAUUCCUAGAAAGAGGUGGAUGAGUACCAGAAUCAACCAGGACACCUUCUGGAGGGUGGAUGAGAACCAGGCCACUGCUCUAGAUGGAAACGUAAAUGUCCCAACUUCUGAUGUGUUAGGAAAUUGGAAAUCAGUUACUGGAGAUUCUGUUGAAAUCACUCAGGCUUCCGAACAGGGUUCGAUGGAAGGUUUACAUAAAGCACCGGGUGCCGCAAAUGGUGCCACUGUCUAUGGCCGUUUUGAUGGCAAUCAGACGUAUACUGCUCUCGGAUUUGCUGCCGCCAACGAUCAGUAUAUCAGAGGCUGGGCAGGACAUAUAUACAAUUCUGAAGACCGGGUGAUGGAAACAUCAUGGCUGUCACACAAAUUUUCUAACCUGUGCAACGAUCCCAGAAAAUAUGUGGAAUAUGGAAUGGACUACUAUUCCAAAUGAAGCGAAAGUGAGAGAAAAGAAACUAAACUCUUCAUUUGAAGUGGGUAAAAAAAAAAGGAUUUAGUUUCAGCCGUGUAAUGAACAUCAGAUUAUUUUCUUUUCGUGAAUGAUUUUUUGAGCAAAUUUGUGUAAUCAUCAUUUAAAAUAUGCUGCAAUAUUUUGAUGAUCAAAAAUAUACUUGGACUAAAGUUAAAUAAAACUUUUAUAUAAAAAAACCCA
Messenger RNA from Argiope bruennichi, 1130 nucleotides. Its product is annotated as avidin-related protein 4/5-like. Gene Ontology annotation, molecular function: biotin binding. Lineage: Eukaryota; Metazoa; Arthropoda; Arachnida; Araneae; Araneidae. The record is from RefSeq and is a predicted model, not a curated record. The transcript has 9 exons. The coding region runs from base 108 to 911 and encodes 267 amino acids.